UUUACCUUUACAAAAGUUGUCAAGUUUUUAUAAUUUAACCGAAAAACCAAAAUUUUUAAAUAUGACCCGAAUUUUCGUCUCCAAAAUUCUUAGUUCACGUCACCUUAAGUCGUUAUUCAGUAAUUAUAGUUUAAGCAAGAUUAAAAACCCCUUUAUGUUCACGUAUAUAACAUUUCUGAGAAGUUCAAAAGACCCAAAAGCAAGCGAUAUUAAAACCAACUGGCGACAAUUUUCCGAUAAGCUCUCUCAAAAGGGAAGAGGCGAUGAGCUCAACUAUUUCCUAAGAAUUAGAAGGGAACAAUUUAUAAAGCUCAAUGAGCGCAAGAUCAAGGAAAUCGUGGCUGAUCUUCGGGUCUUGGAGGCUAAACUCAGUAAAAUUGGCAGCAAGACCACUGCUCAGCAAGAGAAAGCAAAACAGAAACUUAUAAUGGAAAUUAAAGAACUAAAAGCCGCACUGGAGAACUAUAAAAAAACUUUGAAAGAAGACAAAACCAAAUAAUAGCCAGAAAAUAAAACCCAAUUUAUUUUACUCUGUUUAUUAAGAGAAAACUUACCAAAAGGAAUGUUUAUAAAAUAUCAA
Molecule: messenger RNA, 580 nt
Organism: Drosophila kikkawai
Lineage: Eukaryota; Metazoa; Arthropoda; Insecta; Diptera; Drosophilidae
Source: RefSeq, a predicted model, not a curated record